Coregonus sp. 'balchen' is the source of this 4062-nucleotide messenger RNA. Lineage: Eukaryota; Metazoa; Chordata; Actinopteri; Salmoniformes; Salmonidae. The record is from the annotation of a GenBank genome assembly.
ACAGCAUGGUUUGCCUGCCCGUGACGCAGCCGGUUGCUAGGUGUGAAUGAACUGAUGCUCUCGCUCAAUAAAUCGUCUCUCAGUCAUCAAGUUCAUCACAACAAAGAAGCAACAAGACUUCACUUCUGUCCCGGAUUUUCCGAGAGAGAAUGGCUUGUUGAAUUUGAGAAGAACUCGGACCCCCGAAAGAAGCCGUGCUUUGCUCUUGCAACGCACCCCAAACUCACAACUUUCAGCAAGAAUGGAGUAAGUGAAACUUGUUACAUUGUAUAUUUUCUGAAGCGUUCGAAACUUUGUUGCUAGCCCACUCACUUGAACUGUUGUGCAUAUUACAUUGUAUCAGUUUGAGAUACAUUUAACUCAAUAAUGUAAUCUACGUGUGGUAUUUUUAAUUGAACGUUUUUAGUGCUUAUAAUACCUACAGCGUUGUGGUGACUGCUGGAAACUUUGUCAACAACUACAACAAUAAACAACAUCAACAACAGUAAUCACACCACAACAAUACAAAUAGACAGCCCAUAAAUGAUUAUUACAAUGGCAGCAAAAUGAUAAUUAUAAUAGUUUGUUAUUAUGUUAUUGCUGUUAAUAGUUUUAAACACACUAUUUUUGUGAUACAUGUACAGUAUGGCCAUUACUGUAAACUGUAUUGGCGCAGUAUAUUUUAGUCUGUCUUGGCGAAAGGUGUUGUCAGAUGGGAAUAGGUUUCCAUUAAUUAAGCUGUUGUUAUAGUUAUACAUCCUUUAGGCUAAGGUUCUUCUCUAUUAUUAAUGAUGGUCUUAAAUGGUGCAUGUGUAGGCUGAUUGUUUAGAGGCCAAUUAGAUAGUUAACCAUAUUGAUGAAGUAACGGUGUUCCAGAUGAGUCUGGGUUAUUCUAGAACAUAAACAGGUAUGCAUUAUGUCAUUGGCUUAAGCCCACGUGUCUUGAAUGCACCAAGUGCAUCAACAUAACCUUUGUGGUGUGGUUGGCGUGACAGCACACCUUCUGACUCUCAGUUCCUGUGAAGUUAUUCUGACUUUGAGAGAUCUUUUAUUUCUGACUAUUAAACCGUUUUUUUUUUUUUUGUACUGUUUGUCAGUGCACAGAAUGUGCUAAUAUUGCUGUCUGUAUUGUGGGUUUGGCUUGGGUUGUUAUUGCACCAUUAUGAUCUGAAUCUUUAAGAUUUUGUAAGGUCAGAGAGGUACGUUCAAAAAGCCAAGAACCUUAGUUGGGAGUGGGACCUUGAGGUCAUGUGUUACCUGUACUAAUAACAAUAUGAUAACAUGUAAAAAAAAAAAAAGUAAAAAAAUGGUAAUAGUGCAAAAUUAGGUUAUAUUUCUAUUUAUUGUGAUGACCUGCUAUUCAAAAGCACAAUUUUAAAACGUAAUAUUGUAAGUGUUGGGCUUGCAAACCUGUUGAGGUGUUUCCCUAUCUAACCACCUAGAGACUGAAUGGGGUCAAUCCCAUAUGUUUUCUUCUUGUUCCUUUGUUAAGUGGGACAUCUAUUCUUUUUGUAUGAUAUGAGUGACCCAUACUGUUUUAAGAAAUGUCUCAGCCACUGUUUUUGUGUUGAUGAUCAGCAACCCAAAGUGUCAGUGUAUACAGUUUUUAACGACUCGCUUUAACACCUCCCUACUAAUUCUUUACCUCCUAUAGGUGUCAUUAUGCUCACCCAGCCCUGCUCACUGUGGCUCAACUCUCAGACCCCACCAACUCAUAUCGUACGAUCGGACUAAUCGGAUUGAAUCAAAAGCACAAUAGACAAAAUGAUGGCAACGUCAGCAGCUCCUCUCUGGAAGACACUUCGCGUCUGCCCGGCAGACCCCCUCGCUCUCUCUCACCCACAGGCUAACCUCAGCCAAUCACAGGGGUGCAGGGGGGAGGUGCCAGAGGAGAGCCAGCACUUAAUUGGUGAGUUGCAGAGUACGCUUUUUUAUUUUUCCACAUUUCAGGUGGGCACCGCACUGCAGCACAUUCGUUCUCCUUCGAACAGUGAGUAAUAAAGUAGCUAACGUCUCAAGUUUUUUCCUGCUGAAAUUAAGCUACGAUUUAAGUUGUUUUCAUUCACUUUAAUGUUCAGGCUUUAAAAUACAAACACGUUAUUUGUUUUUCCAUUAUCAAUAUAUACAAUUUCAUUACCAUUGCUAUGUAGUUGUAAUUAAUUACAAUCAAUUAACGAUGAUGUUUCUUGCAUUUAUGACAAUUUUGUAUUUUUCUUCUCUCAAUAGGUGAUGGUAUCACGGACUGGAUGACGGAAGAAGUGGAUUUCUCCUCGUACCUCCCAAACCCUCACCCCUCUCCCUCCCCCAAUUCCUCCCUUCCUCCCUCACCCCUCCAGCAUGACAUCCAGGUGCCCUCUGACUUGGAGGUCAUGACUUCUCUGCUGCAAGAGGAACUCGCUCAACUGGAGGACUACUUCCUGUCCGAACCGCUGCCGGAGAAAGGACCGAAACUGGGAAAAUGCGACAAGGGUCCACCGCCAGUGGGUCCCCACCAGUCAUACUACCAGUUGCCCUUUCAUGCGUCAUCAUACUCCACCUCCAACCAAUCGGAACACAGCCCUCUACUUGUUACCCUGGCAACUGGGGAACUAGACCUGCUGAGCUUUUGCGGAGGCGGGCCCAUUGGGCGAUCAAAAUUGCCUAGACACGCCCCUUACAGUUGUAGCAGUCGCCCCAAUGUGUGUAGUCGCAAAAGAGUUUCAGACGGGGUGAGGGUGGGCGAGGUCUACGAGAAUAGCAUAUGGAGUUCCAAAGGAAGUAACCCAUCGGUGACUCUAAGUGGCAGUUACAGCUGUGUAGAGGACGAGCGGGUAGUCGGGAAAGGUUACUGUCUAGGCAGUGCAGUUGAGAUUCGAAGAUGCGCCAUUUUACCCAAGGAAGAGAAAAAUUGUCAGUUCGCAGAAGAGGUCAUAGGUGUUGGAGGCAGCAAAGUUGUUGGUGUUGGCGGUGGGUAUGGUGGCUUUGGCGGGCCGUUGGAUAUCCCACACAAGAAAGAGGAGCUGUUGAUGUAUGGCAUGAGGGAGGUGAAUGUCAGUUGUGGUGGUGGAGGAUGUGCUAGUAGCAGUGAGAUAGAAUUGUUGAGUAGUAAUGUCAAAGUUGGCGUAGUCAGUGAGUUGUCUUCCAAGAUGUCCACUAUUCCUUGGAAGACGGAGACCAGUGAGGGUUGUUAUCUUCAGGCAGCAUCCCAAUCAGAGGCCUCCUACCACCACAGCUUCCUAGGGACGGUCAGCGAGCAGGUCAAGGCAGAGGGUUUAGAGAUGGGCCGUCAACAUCAUGACUUCCACUGUGGUGGGUUCUUAGAGGACCAGCAGAGCCCUGAGUGUCUGGCAAUGGAUAGGGAGGCUCUUGACAGGCAGGUGCUGUUGGGGUUGAAGGAGGACCCCUGUCCCCUCGUGAAGCCUGAGCUGAAAGAAACAAUGCCAGGGGAGGUCCACCAUCCGCCAGAGCGCAAGCAGAAGAAGAGAGACCAAAACAAGACUGCCGCUCAUAGGUAUGAUGAUUCAACCAAGCGCUUAAGGUGGUAUUCAAACUUGAGAUCUGCGCACUUGAAUUUCUACGCAAGUCUCCCAUUGACAUCAAUAAAUGAUGUUCGUGAAAGUCUGAGUUGUGUGCGCUUAUCUCAACUCUGAAUUGGCCGGUUUGUGGUUAUCCAAAGUUUGUUCUAUGACUGAUUUGUUGAAACCAUAACUAAAUAGAACAUUGCCACUGGCAUUUGACUUUUAUUCGGAUUUCACUCUGAUGAAUCCUAUCUUCUUCCCCUGCUUGACCCCACACCACCAGGUAUCGCCAACGUAAAAGGGCGGAGCUGGACUGCCUUGAGGAGCAGCUACACGGUCUGGAGGGGCAUAACCGGGAACUUCGGGACAAAGCAGAAUCAGUGGAGAGGGAGAUCCAGUAUGUUAAAGACCUACUGAUCGAAGUGUACAAGGCCCGCAGUCAGCGGCUCAAGCAACCGGACACCGACGCCUGAUGAUGAAGACAAGAUGACGAAGAAUUUCUGCAAGUAGAUGUGAAGGAAAAAUGACAGGGAAAUGUUAAAGUUUUUCAAUGUUUUGAAAUGUAAUAUUACAUUUUUGGGGCGGG